CAGGCAAACAAGCAGGCCAGGCAGACGGCUUUCUUGUUCCGAGGACGGCACUCCUAGUCGCGCCGUCUCUCUUUUCUACCUCCAUUGCGCUUGCUCUUCCUCUCCCCCUCGUGUUCGUUCGGUUAACUCAAUCGCACUCUCUCUCUCUCUCUUUCGCUCUCUUUCUCUCUCUCCCUUUCUUUCACGCCGCACGUACCGUUGAGAGCCUCUCCCUUCCCCUGCCGCGCUCUUUCUCUGCCCCUCCAACCCCUCCCCACCCCCUAACCUCGAGCGGGCUCUCGGGCGAGUCCACUAGGACUUGCGAAGGGGAGUUCGGUAGACCUCGGCUCUAGUCGGCCUCGAUCCGCGGAGUGCGUCAGACGCCGCCAGUCGAUCGCUCCGGUUCACGAAUAUUCGCCACCCGGGGCCUACGUGGUUAAGUCGCGGGGCUCGCGAGCCUCGUCGCGCGUUACCUGUCUGCAUCUGCGAGCCGCGACAGUCCGUAUUACGGCGGUUUUACGCCCUCAGCUUGGGACGCACUCGACAAGCGUAUAUCGGUACGACGGCCAUGUUUGGUGUUUAUGACGUGAGGGGGAAUCGCUGACGUCACGCGGCCAACGGGCCGAUCUCGCCCGAACGGCAGCAGCACCAACAGCAGCACGAACGGAUACGGGAGGAAGCGUGCGCUUCGUCGACGUCGUGUCGUCGUUGUCACGCCGGAUAUCACGCGCGACACGACGCGGCCACGGACAUCCGAUCGGAGGACAUCCCUGCGCUCGUCCGGAGUCAGAUCGAAAGGAUUAAGGAUUCACACGACGGCCAUGGAACUGGGCGACAGAGUCUACGCCGCGGAACGGAUCACGAAGAAGAGGGAAAAGCGGGGCAAGAUCGAAUAUUUUGUCAAAUGGAAAGGAUGGAGCAAGAAAUAUAACACAUGGGAGCCGGAAGAAAAUAUUUUGGACGUCAGAUUAAUCGAGCUGUAUGAAGAGAGUCAGAAAGGCGGAGAUGUAUCCACCAGAAGACCAAGGCGAAGGGAUACCAGAUAUAACGAACAGGUGCUGGCCAAUUUAGUAGUCGAGGAAGAACCCGGUGGAGAUGAAAGAGUAGGCGAGGACAGUCAGGACGAAUCGACGACAGGCAGCACCUCGGCGCCUCGAUUGAACUCAGUAGCCCCUGACGAGGACACACUCCCGAGUUCCUUGGACGGCCACGAGUCCCCGACACCGCCAGAAUUGGCGUCGACAUUCAUCGAUUCCGACAGUUCCAACAGCAGCGUAGACAUACCUCUGUUGCCCAGGAAAGAGCUGGGUACAAAGAGAAAGGCGGAGGUUCUCAGCAAGGAGUCCGGCAAGAUCGGCGUGACAAUUACCACGAGCAAUCCCAAUAGCGGUAGUGGUAGCCCGCCACCGAGCAAAGUUCCUCGGUUAUUGCCUUUGAAGAACAAUCCUACAACGCCCUCUUAUCACAGUCACAAAGUCAACGGCAGGAGGCCGUCGUCCUCCAGCGUAAAGUCGACACCGGAGGAGCCACUUCCGGCGGUGCCGACGACGCCGGCACCGGCAGUCCAGGACAAGAAGCGUCCCGAAGCCGACGUACCUCACGGGCCACCGCCCUCUCUUCCACGUGCACCGCCGGCGCCGCUGUCCCCCCAGAUAGACACACCUCUGGAACAGCCCUCGACGAAGAAGAGGCAUUUGUCGGAGCAGAAGCAGGACAAAUCGAACGGGGCGGUCACCGGCGAAAAAGCGAACGGUCAUAAAUCACCGAGUCCCACAGAUUCUUACACCAACAACAAUAGGUUACCGACAGUCGUGAACGGCCAUCACAGUCAUAAUAAUAAUAUUAACAACAAUAAUAAUAACAACAAUAAUAACAACACUUCGAGCGUCAAGCAGACCGAAAUCCCGAAGUCGGAGAUCUACGCCCCGCUCACGAGCCCGAGCACCGAUUAUUGGCACGCGAGAAACCCAGUGGCGGAUCAAGUGUUCAUCACGGACGUUACUGUUAAUCUGAAAACGGUUACCAUCAGGGAGUGCAAGACUGAAAAGGGCUUCUUUCGGGAGAGAGAUCCCAAAGAGACUCUUUGAACUUUCGAGAACGAUAUCUAUCAAUAGCCCUGCGUCGGGGACAUCCACUCCGAAUUGUGUAUUGAAUUAUUGUAAAUAAAUAUAAAUUAUUUUCACACACAUGUUAAGCCCAGGAUGUAAUCAUAGUACCGAGCAAAUUUAAACUUUUCUAAUAAUUGACAGAUGACGAUAUAUCAUGGUAUCGCAGAAAAAGAAGAAAGAUAUCGCGACGAUAGUCGGGCAGCGCGCAAAGAUCUAUACAAUCCGUACGCAUUGAGAUUCCAAGAAAUUCGAUUAAAUAGUGAAAUUAGAAAUUGAUCAGUAUUAGAGAACUUUUUCCUACCAAAUUGAAAAUUAAAUAGUCACAAACGAUGCUUUACUCAGAUUUGCGAGUCUGUGUAAAUUUAUUGUAUAAAGAAUGUUGUAAUGAUAACGGUCUGACGAGCAAAUCAUCAUACCUAUUAUUACAAUACGUACACUUGUAUAUUUCAAAACGCUUGGUAGAUUUUAACCACAUACACGCUGAAGAUCUAGAUAACAUUAACGGAUGCUACGUCUUCUAGUUGUUUUAUUCAUUAUUUGCUUCUCUUGGAACUUUGCUGAGAGAAAAUGGUAUAGAUAAAA
Molecule: messenger RNA, 2669 nt
Organism: Nylanderia fulva
Lineage: Eukaryota; Metazoa; Arthropoda; Insecta; Hymenoptera; Formicidae
Product: polycomb group protein Pc
Biological process (GO): negative regulation of transcription by RNA polymerase II
Cellular component (GO): chromatin; PRC1 complex
Molecular function (GO): chromatin binding
Source: RefSeq, a predicted model, not a curated record